AUGAUGUUAUAACGAGAGGAUGUUCACUUGUUCAGAACUUAAAAGAAGAGUUAAGAACCUUCGGUUUCGGUUUUGCAAUUAGGUUAUCUGAUAAAGCUAACCCUCGUCCUUACUGUGGCAGUCGGAAGAUUUUGGUUUGUCAAGGUAUUAUUUAUCACUUACAAUGGUUAAUGCAAUCAAAGGAGUGUUCGUCUCCUGUGAUAUCCCUAUGACACAGUUCAUAGUGAACAUGAACAAUUCGAUGCCUCCAUCUCAGAGAUUCAUAAUUCAUGUACUUGAUAGCACUCACUUGUUUGUGCAGCCACAGGUUGAGGGGAUGAUUCGCAGUGCCAUUUCUGAUUUUAGAGAUCAAAACUCUUACGAGAAGCCCACUUCUUAGAUCACUUGCUUCUCUUUUUUAUCUUCCAUCUCUGCUUGUGUUGAUCUCUUUUUGAUGAAUAAACGAAACACACGUUUGUUUUGCUUAUCGACAUUGUAAGAUAUUUCAGACUGUUUCUUAAAUUACCAAUGCUUCCGGUUUAUAUUGGA
Camelina sativa (false flax) is the source of this 528-nucleotide messenger RNA. RefSeq names its product general transcription and DNA repair factor IIH subunit TFB5. Gene Ontology annotation, cellular component: transcription factor TFIIH holo complex; transcription factor TFIIH core complex. Lineage: Eukaryota; Viridiplantae; Streptophyta; Magnoliopsida; Brassicales; Brassicaceae. The record is from RefSeq and is a predicted model, not a curated record. Gene Ontology annotation, biological process: nucleotide-excision repair, preincision complex assembly; nucleotide-excision repair; transcription by RNA polymerase II.